This is a messenger RNA of Lentinula edodes (shiitake mushroom), 7094 nucleotides long. RefSeq lists its product as uncharacterized. Bases 75 to 6938 code for a protein of 2287 amino acids. Gene Ontology annotation, cellular component: fungal-type vacuole membrane; endosome membrane. The record is from RefSeq and is a predicted model, not a curated record. The transcript is spliced from 13 exons. Gene Ontology annotation, biological process: phosphatidylinositol phosphate biosynthetic process. Lineage: Eukaryota; Fungi; Basidiomycota; Agaricomycetes; Agaricales; Omphalotaceae. Gene Ontology annotation, molecular function: metal ion binding; 1-phosphatidylinositol-3-phosphate 5-kinase activity; ATP binding.
UCCACGUGCUCAUUAUAAACUUUCUAUACUCCAUGAACUCCAUCCAUAACCCCAGAUAACGCGUUCCUCAAGCCAUGGCUUCACCUCAGGUCACUUCGCCAGCUCAGGCCUCCUUCUCCAGUCCAUUGUCGGGCUCUAGAAGCAGUACAAGGCUUGGCGACGAUGUUACGAGCCUCACGUCUUUCAAUCCAUUCUCGGAAGAAGAUGAAAACGACCAGUCUUCUUAUACCCUUGUUACCUCCAUUUUUUCGCGGAUGAAAAAUUCUCUGGCUGCUCCUCUUUCUUCAGCAGCAGCUACGACGUCGAUCGUCAACAACAACGGCUUGAACGUGAACGGAACUCCAGCAGGAGCCCAAGAUCAGAAACGGCCCUCCUUACAGUCGCAGUCCGCUGGCCCUGCGCGCCAAUCGAGCAUAGACCGUCCGAAUACUCUGUCUUCUCAUGCAAAUCCAGCUCCUCCACUAGUCUCGUUAACACCAGCGCAAUCAGAAGCACCUACGUACAGUGUGGAGUAUGAACGAUCUCCGUCUCGGUCUGGCAUGUUCUAUUCGGAAUCCGGUGAUGGAGGCCUGUUUGGAACAUCUAUACCUGGUUUUCCUAUCCCGGAUGAUGCUCGAAGCAUAAAGACCACAGGCAGUCUCCAUAGAUCGGGCUCGGUGUCUAAAGUAAUUAGGAGAAUUCGGGGUGAAGGUCUAUCUCGAGAUUACUGGAUGGAUGAUGAGAAUGCAAAGGAGUGCUAUGAUUGCAAGAGCAUAUUUACCACCUGGAGGAGGAAGCACCACUGUCGGAUAUGUGGACAGAUAUUCUGCUCUAGAUGUGCAUCCAAUGUUAUAAACGGUUCUCGUUUUGGACAAGAUGGCAGGGUCCGUGUAUGUAACCUUUGCCUUGACAAGUUGGCCAAUGUAGACGACGACGACGAUGACGACAGAAGGUCCAUCGUAUCAUCUGUCACUUCCUUUCCCGCUCAUCAAUUCGGUCUUGAUUCGUUUUCUCUGGGACAUCAUCCUCAAUCUCCCUUUGCCGCCUCACAAUUAUUUGGGCGGGAUGAACCGUUCAAUUUAUAUUCCAUCGCCGAAACCAAGAGACCGAUCUCUGGCUCCGAGGAUAGUGGUCUCCUAUCUAGAUCUCAUACUCCUCAGUUGCACGAUCUUGUCUGGGAUAAUGGUGAUGAUAAUCCAGCGCCUUUCCGGCGCGCGCUGUCCGAUGAGGAGAAGGACGUAUCAAAUUUGCCGGACCCAUUCAAUGAGGAUUCACCCACUGCUCCAGGCUCCAAGACUCCCAUUGAAUUUCCUAUCGUGUUUCCCACUAACAACGAAGGCCCCAGUUCCAUUCAAUUUCCCGUUGGAUCGCCUGAAAAUGGGCCGGAAAGUCCAUUUGCAACUGGUCGGAUGAGAUCACGAUUCAACUCAUAUGCGGAAUUCGAAUCUGCCACACCUUUCAUUCGAAGUCGUGUUCAGAGUCGGCUGGACAAUGUGGUGACGAGCGAGCCCGGAUGGCGGACGAGGCGAGAGAGCACUGCUUAUGCACAGGAGCUCAACCUCACAUCGAUGCUUCACUUGAAAAUAAUGCUGAGGCAGAUGCUAACAAUCGAGCAAAUCCCAAAUGUCAAGGAAUGGGAGGACACUCUCCUGAAGCUUGCACUCCGCAUAGCUCGUGAACUCACCUUCACUACAUUACCUCACCGUCAGGGUGAAGACAUGGACGUCCGUCGAUAUGUGAAAAUCAAAAAGAUCCCUGGAGGUGCUCCUCAUGAUUCAGAAUACGUCGAUGGGGCUGUCAUCACAAAAAAUGUCACGCACAAAAACAUGUCGAGAUCACAACGAAACCCGCGCAUUAUGCUAGUGACAUUUCCUCUUGAGUUUUCCCGCGUCGAGGGCCAAUACAUGCAUUUCGGACAAAUUGUGCGACAGGAGAAAGAAUACCUCGGUAAUUUGGUUGCUCGUAUCGCCGCGUUGCGACCCCACGUUAUAUUGGCUGAAAAAUCGGUGUCAAGGAUCGCUCUCGAAGCAUUGCUUAACUAUAACAUUGCAGUGGCUCGUACUGUUCGACCGUCAGCGAUUCAGCUCAUAGCUAGGAUGACUCAAGCUGAUCUCUUUUCGUCCAUGGAUAAAUUGGCUUUAGAACCACGGUUGGGUCACUGCGCACGGUAUCAAGUGCAGACCUUUGAUCAUCCUUUGAUCCCCGGUCGUCGAAAGACGUUCAUGAGAUUCGAAGGAUGUAGUCGGGAUAUGGGCUGUACGAUCAUUCUGCGUGGAGGAGAUAUUUCCACGCUCCGGAAGAUUAAGAAGGUCACUCGAUUUCUGACCUUCAUCGUACGCAACUUGAAGCUCGAAACCCAUCUUUGGAAGGACUCGGUAAUCACAUUACCUGCUUUCAACCCAGAUGCUACUCCAACUGUUAUUGGCCGUACCAAUAUAUCUGCCACUUUAUCUACCACUGCACUAGCCGUUUUUCCUUCCUCCCUUUCUACGCCCCGCCUCACUACUCCUACUGCUGAAGACAAUCGUGCUCAACCCUCGUCUUCGGCUGGAUCAGAUGUCAGUGAAAAUGACCUUCCAGACGAAGAGGCAGAAGCGUUGAAACUCUCACGCAGAAUUGACCAAUCUCUACACCCCUACAUUAACACAUUUAUUUCGGUCUCAGCCACUCUGCGCUUCCCCCCUCCCUAUCCAAUCCUUCGCAUGAAGGAACUUGACAUGGAACUCAUUGACGCCAAGCGACGAUGGGAAGACGAAAUCAUCAGGCGAGAGGAGCGUUACCAUUCAGGAAUCAAUUCUUUACAUACUCGAGACGGCACCAUCACUGCUUAUAGUAGUACAGAUAUGAACUCGCCGGCAGUCGAGGAGAGCAAAUAUGACGAUAUCAACGCGCAGAUCGAAGCUCUUCCCACAAUGGAUCUGGGGCGGAGCCCUUCCCUAUCCACCGCCGUGUCUCCAUUAAAGAUGGAUGAUGCUUCAAGCUACUUUUCUGAUGCCAAUAUCGUAAACUUUUCUACCCCUCAGCCUACCAGUGCUUCUACUAUCACCAGUCCCAAUACGGAGGAGAUACGGGAGCCAAUGAAGACCGCUGAUGACAUCGCUGCAGAAAGUUAUUACGGCCUAGUCAAGUGGAAACACGAGGAGUUUCGUCGCAUAUGGGAAUGGUAUCUUCGGAAGAACAAGGACGAUUUUAUCGUCGAAAAAUACCAGUGUAUCAGUCUUUUGCAGUACACUAUUCCUAUCACUGAGGUCGAAUUGCAGCAAGCGUGCUUUGCACCUCGCUUGCAGUAUAUCACAUUCUACGGCGAAAAUGAUUGUACGCUCGGGCAAUACAUCGAAAAGUCAGUUACAGACACUCUGGUUCAGUGCUUGGAUCCUAAGUCAAUCUGUACCGGAAAAGCCUGUGAUCAACCACUAGCUCGACAUUGUCAAGUUUAUGUCCAUAACCAAACACGACUCUUUGUUGCUGUAGAACAAUGGGACGGUCAAAUCAUAGGUCGCUCGUUCUACCAACCAGCACCCGAUUUGGUCACCACUUGGAGUGCAUGUCGUGUAUGCGGCUCUGCAACUCCAUUCAUCCCUGUUUCCGAAGAGAUGCAGCGAUACUCGUUCGCGAAAUUCCUUGAACUUCAUUUCUAUCCUUCAGACGUCAAACUCGUGCAAGGUGCUGGCUGCCAGCAUAAUAUUUACCAAUAUCAUAUCCGAUAUUUUGCAUCCAAAGGCAUGACUGUGCGCUUUCAGGCGGAUCCGGUGGUCCUACACGAAGUCGUCUAUCCUCCGUUCCGUAUUCGUGUUCGACCAGAAACCCAGUUAGAUUUGAAAAACAGUGAUUAUCAGAAGCUGCAUAAUCGCAAUGUGCAAUGGUAUAGUGGUCUAAUCGAUGAUUUAAAGUUGAUCAGUAUUGAUGCUGCUACUGGAGAUGAAGAGAGCGAUGCCACUCUACUCGUGGAUAUAAAUCAGCUGAUUAGACGAGCUGAAGCCGAGCGAAACGACGUUGCGAAGCUGAUAAAUAGUAUUUAUAAGGAGACUGUACCUACUGAUACUCUUGCCCUGAACCAAGUCCGAUCAUACCAACAGGACAAAAUUGUAGCUUGGCAGCAAGACUUUGACCGACUGCCAAAACCGAAACCUCCUCCGACCACCGAUAGGACCAGUAAACGGAUUUCGACCUUUGGGUCUGUACGAGCCAUUUGGCCUCGAAGAUACGAACUCUCUGGUGCUUUCGAUCAUCCGCAUCUACCAUCUUCCAGUGUUUCUGAGGCCGAAGAGGGUCCCCUGAGCAUGCGACGAGCUACCGGCGAUUCGUUCACAUCUUCCGCCUCAGAAGCAUCGGAGCCGGAGCCUGAUCCAGAUUCUAUUCCGUCUCCCAUACCAGAGGGAUCCGUUCUAGCCAGUGAUUCAGAUGCAAAGUCGGAGCCAGAACCCGAACAACGCAAGAAUUCCAGCCAUGAUAAUCAAAUAGUGGCCAAGUCUGAUCCUGAAUCUGACUCUACAAUUGAAGCUGUGCGGGAACAGGGCAUUUCGUCCGAAGCACCAACUCUAGUAUGUGAAGGACAGUCUGGCCAACAUCGUCCGUCUAGGCUGCCACGUCGCUCAGCUAACCAGCCUAGUGUAGCCGACCUUGUAAAGAAGUACCAGGACUUUUUGCCUCCGCAAGGCGUGCAAGAAUUGACCAAGACUGCUUUUGCUCCUCGCAUUGUUGUUUCCGAAAGUGAUCAGGAAUAUAACAGCCCCCUUCAACAUCGUACCACUGUGCGGAACAAAAGCAAGCAUCGACUGCCCAGAAAAGGGUCCAUAUCUGAUUUUGAGCAGGGAUAUGCUGCCAAUAUUGCCCCUCGCUAUAUCACUCGAUCACGGAGAUCUUUAGGCACAACCAUACAUAACAGCCGUAUUCCCGGGCCUGCAGGUGUUUCGGAGUCUAGAGAAUCUUCACGGAGACCGUCUCCAGAAAAACGUCAGGGUCGAGUAAAAGGAAGAGAGGUUAAGUUUGGCCGGCAAUCGCCUCCUCCCACCAGUAGCAAAUUUGCUUCCACUACGCCUUCAAAUCUUAAAGGCAAUAAGCCUCGUAUACCUUCUCGUUCCAGAGAUAAAACACCAGCUAGACAAUCUUCAGUUGUUGGUAGCAAGUCGACUUUCAGGCGCCCGGCAGGGACACCCGGUAGUAAGGUUUCGAAUAUGGCCAAACACUUCGAACGACUGGGUCGAGACGCUGAACGAUCCAGGAGCCGUUACAAUGUCAUACGGGCAGGUAGGCGGGCGCGCCCUGUUGCUUCAGCUCGAGCCAAAGUGGAGGUUUUGGAAAGUGUUCAGGACGCUAUAAAGGACGACGACGAGAGUUCGAGCUCCGAUUCGUCAAGUGAAGCAGACGAUGAAGGAGGUGAGGACCAAGAUGAGGGUAAAACUGUGGCGGAGCUUGUUGAGCAGACGGAAUCUCCAGAAGAAGUAACUCGAGUGGAAGUGGUCAAAACUGCACCUCCAGAUUCCACCUUUCCUGAAUCGACUCAGACAGAUAAACAUAUUACUCCAGGAUCAGAAUCGACCGAAUCUUCUGCUACACUUCCUCCUUCUACUAUUUCCCUGCCUCCUUCUCCAUUUUUGAGGACGGAUCACAGUGUGUCGGUGACUCCACCGCAUUCGGACCUCGAAGCGCCCGUUCCCGGAACAGAGCGUAACUCCAUUUUGAAAGCGCUUUCCGGAUUCUGGUUGCAGCCUCCCCCCUUGACGCGUAGCUCGCUGGAUAACGACGAUCUAAUGGUGGAUCCCGAGCACAUCUUCCGAGACUCUUCCAUGGUGGUUCGAACGGAUGAGCCUACCUCGAUCAUAGCUCUUGCCUUGAACUCACCGCAAUACCGAGAUAUGCUAGCCAAAUCUCGAGCCGAGAAACGCACGGCACGUGAAGCACGGCUCACAGAAUCUGGUGGAGAAGCUUUUAUGCCAGACGACCGUUCUGUUGCGGAAUCGACAUCAACUUGGGGUGUUGUCAACAUGGACACUACAGAAUCCGUAGAUCCUACAGAAGAUUUGAAGGUGCCAUCAUCAAAACUUCCUUGGGCUAUCAGUUUUGAAAGUGGUGGCUUGACUAUCAGCUGCACCGUCUUAUAUCCGGAACAGUUUGACGCACUGAGGCGAACGUAUGGAUGCGAAAAAAGCAUGGUUGAAUCUCUGGCUCGCUGCAUCAAGUGGAAUGCGACUGGUGGCAAGUCCGGUUCCGCAUUCUUGAAAACUAAAGACGAUCGCUUUAUUGCCAAAGAGCUUUCCAGACCAGAGCUACAAACCAUGGAAACAUUUGCUCCAGCGUACUUCGAUUACAUGUCUUCAGCUGUCUCCGCAAAUAGGCCUACGCUCCUAGCAAAAGUCUUCGGCUGCUACAAGCUCACAUUCAAGAAGACCGGGAUUAGCGACAAGGGUCAGGGAAAGUCCAAGCAGAUGAAUUUGCUGGUCAUGGAAAAUCUUUUCUAUGAUCGUCGAUUUUCGAAGAUCUAUGAUUUGAAGGGUUCUACUCGCAAUCGGCACGUUCAGUCCACUGGUAGAGAGAACGAAGUCCUAUUGGAUGAGAAUCUUGUACAAACCGCCCAUAUUACGCCGUUCUAUCUUAGGGAGCAUUCGAAACGUAUAUUGCGUGGCGCUUUAUACAACGAUAGCAAGUUUUUGGCAGAUAUUAAUGUUAUGGACUAUUCUCUUGUUUGCGGUGUCGAUAGCCAUAACAAUGAGCUUGUAGUGGGGAUUGUUGAUUACAUUCGAACAUACACUUGGGACAAGAAGUUAGAGAGUUGGGUCAAGGAGACUGCGUUCCUGGGUGGAGGUAGAGGUGAACCGACUAUCAUCACGCCCAGGCAAUAUCGGCAGCGGUUCAUGAGUGCAAUGGAACGUUACUUUCCUUUGAUUCCUGAUCGUUGGUUGAAACAAAAAGACACGCCCGAAGAUGAUUCGAACUUGACGGAACUGUGGCCGGACUGGUAGAUUUUUUCUUUACUUGUUAUUUUAUUGCGUUGCUCGGCCUCUCGGAAUCAUUGUACUUGUAAUCUCUCACAUCUUGCAUCGCACCGAGUCUCGUUAUAGUUACUGUUCAUGUAAAUUUGAAUUUAUCUUGUCCAAGUUCCCAGCAAUACGUUAUUU